This is a messenger RNA of Haliotis rubra (blacklip abalone), 4495 nucleotides long. RefSeq names its product eukaryotic translation initiation factor 4 gamma 2-like. Lineage: Eukaryota; Metazoa; Mollusca; Gastropoda; Lepetellida; Haliotidae. The record is from RefSeq and is a predicted model, not a curated record. Gene Ontology annotation, molecular function: RNA binding; protein binding; translation initiation factor activity.
UUUGAGGGCAUUCCCAUGAUGCACUUGCGCACUUAGCAUUGUGGGAUUUACUCUACAGCGAGAAAAUUUUCGCUUCAUGUCGAUGACACAAACCACAGCAAGAUAGUGUAACUAAAAGAAGAAAACCUUUUUUUCAUCAUUUUUACUUUGUACGUGCUCUUGGUGUGCUGGUUUGAAAUCUAGCAGCAUACUGGACGCAAAGACAGGGAAGGGUGGUGCUUCUCCACACUUAGGAGGACGAAAUUGUUGAAAGUUCAAGAAGUCGAUUUUUACCUAGGAGAGCAUAGAGAUUAAAUGAGAGUUGUGGACGAGAGACCACCCACUCUCUCAGGCCCAGGUGCGCACACACCUGUUGCUAAGAAAAGAUGGAUUCCUCCAAGCAGUGUGAAAAGAGAGGUCCCAGCCCAAGAGGACAAAAAUGAUGUUGUAUUUCGUAGAGUCAGAGGAAUUCUCAACAAACUUGCACCUGAGAAGUUUGAUAAGUUGAGUCUUGAGCUUCUGAAUGUGGGCAUUGACACACAAGUCAUCCUUAAGGGAAUAAUUUUACUGAUUUUUGAAAAAGCAUUAGAUGAACCGAAAUACAGCUCCCUCUAUGCCCAGCUCUGCCACAGACUAUGUGAGGACGCACCCAACUUCGAACCUCCCCAGUCCAACAUCACAACCUUCCGCCGGCUGCUUUUGAACAAGUGCCAAGAUGAGUUCGAGAACAGGUCCCGUGCAACUGAAGUGUUCGACAAGAAGGAUGCGCCACUUUCAACCGAAGAACAUGAACAGUACCAUCUGGCAAAGAAGAAAAUGCUUGGAAACAUCAAAUUCAUUGGCGAGCUUGGGAAGCUUCAGAUGCUGCACGAGGGGAUUCUACACAAGUGCAUCAAACAACUUCUGGAGAAGAAAAGAAACACACCUAUACGGGACAUGGCCGAGGAUCUCGAGUGUCUCUGUCAGAUAAUGCGGACCGUCGGCCCUCGUCUGGACUCACCCAAGGCGAAGGCAUGGAUGGAUCAGUACUUUGAACGAGUCAGGCUCUUCAGCCAGAAUCUCGAGUUGCCGUCUAGGAUUCGUUUCAUGCUUCAAGAUGUGAUAGAACUACGCGAGAAGAAGAGAUGGGUACCUCGGCGAGUGGCUUUGGACAACGGACCUAAAACAAUCACUCAGAUUCGACAGGAGGCAGUUGAUGAACUUGGUGUAUUUAUUCCUCCACCAUCAGCUCAGAACCGCGGCCAGGCAUUGAUGGGGGGUCGUGCAAUGAACGGGACAAUGGGAGGAGGAGGAGGAGGGGGGAGCUGGAAGCAAGGGGGCAUGGGGGAUCUCUUCAGUAUGCCACCGCCAGGAACCAUGGGAAAUUUCAACUCUAUUGGGACUGGCCCUGGUGUGAUCCAAGUGGACAACUUUGCUUCCAGUUAUCAGAAUAGCAUGGGACGAAACAGGAACAACCAACAGAAUCAAGGAUUUAAUAACAACUUCAUGAAUCGCCGGCCAGACAGUGGAGGUAACAGUCCGCGUAACCAGCGUCACAAUCAGCAGAACCAGCAGCAACAACAGCAACAGCAGCAGCAGCAGCAGCAGGGGAAUCCAGGCAACAAUCAACAGAGUCAAUACUACAACAAACAGCAACAGCAGCAACAGGGACAGAAUCAACAAGCUACUGGCAACCGAGACUUGCCACCAAGAUUCCAGCGCAUGUCGAUCAACCACAGUCCCCCAUCCACAUCCCCAAUCUCGGGAAGUAACAAGAUGUCAAGGGAGGAGGUCAGCCUUCGCCCAGUCAAGAACUUCACAGUCCUCAAGCCUAACACUCCAGGCAUGCUUCCCAAGUCGGCUCAAGGCCCAUCAUCCAUGGGGGGCUUCUCCAGCCUCAACUCUGGGAGCAAUAAGUCGGGAUCGACGGCACUCAACCCCUUGCUUAGUAAACAGCCUCUGAUAACUAUCAAACAGAACAGUGAAGAUAAGAGUAAAUCCAAGAAGAAGGAAUGCAUCUCUAAGGAAGAACUUCAGAAGACUGUGACGAGCCUUCUUUCUGAUUAUCUCGGAAACAACAACAAGGCAGAUGUUGCUACACAAAUCAAGGACAUGUCUAUUCCGAAGAAGCUGAUUAGAGAUCUCUUAUCCCAACUGCUGGUUGAAUCCGUGGACAAGAGUGAAACUGAGCGGGACCGUGUUAUGGAGCUGAUAUCUGAAUUGAAGAAGGAUGGAUUUAUCACAACAGAACAGUUCAUGGAUGCUGUGCUGCAGAUGUUCCUUCAUGAGAGGCUGGAGCUGCAGGUCAGCGCCCUCUAUGCCACGCAGGUCUUCUGCCACAACCACCAAUUUCCCAAAGGCAUGCUGCUUCGUUUCUUCGUGUACUACUAUGACAUGGAGAUCUUGGACGAGGAGUCCUUCCUCCGCUGGAAAGAAGAAGUCAAUGACAAAUAUCCAGGCAAGGGGAAAGCACUCUUCCAGGUGAACCAGUGGCUGACAUGGCUAGAACAAGCUGAAGAGGAGAGUGAGGAAGAAGAGGACGACCAGUAGGCCAGGAAGCUGUUGCCUGCCUACAACUGUUGAAGAGGAGGAGGAAGAAGAGAACACUUACUUGUGACUAUAUUGGUUUUAAGAUGCAGAAACAUGAAAAUUUGUUUUUAAGAAACUUUAUGAAGAGGAAUGUUUAAGUUGAAAAAAAAAACAAGCUUGUGCCAGUUUGCCACUAGAAUACUUGCUGCAUCAGCUGGAGUGGAUCAGUGUGUACCUCACAUGUGUGUUGUGUCAUCAGAAGAUGUGUAUUGUGUCAUCAGAAUAUGUGUACCCCACCAUCAGUUGUGUGUGCAUGUGUGAUGGGUACUCCAAUGCUGUGAUGUGCAUGUUGAUUGGCUGGUCCAAAUUCACCAUGGAAACAAGACCUUCCUGUGUCCAUUCUUUGGAUAGCCUUCCGGCUGACAGAACUGCAUGUUAACUGCUUUUCAACUUCUUAUACCCAAAGCCUAGAGGAAGGUUUGUUUUGUACUACCUGAUAUUUUAUAUUAUAGACUUUAUAUAGACCUCAUGUGUAAAAAUUCACAAGAAGAAAGCUAGAUCAUAUCCAAUAGCACUCAUCAAUCAACUCAUGAAGUUAAUUUUCAGAAAUGUUGACAAUUGCAACAGUUGUCUACUUUCUUCCUGUGGAUGUAAAAAACAAAAAUAAUUGUAUGUAAAUUUUAAUUCCCGAACAAAAAUUAUGAAUUACAAAUUUUUAACCUGCUUACAACUGUAUAGGCCAGACAAAUUGAUUAGACAAACAAAAAAUUUCCAUGCACAAAAUCAAACAUUCUUUGCAAAGUUUUAGCAUUUUUACCUCCUUUGUAUGAUACUACUUGUAACUGAGGUGGAGGGUAGGGUUCAUUAAUAAUGAGCGUGAACCCUGUGCUACCAUGCCCAACAGAUUAGUGUCGAUGUACAACAAACUCGUGUACUCAUACUAACACCCAAAUUAUGUAAAAUACUCAAAAUAUUUAAUAAUCACGAUUGUUAGCCCUCAUUCAGUAUAAGGGCAAUCCCGAUUUCCCCUGGAGUUUGUUGCACAUGUCACCAUUGAUAAGUUCUCUUAGAUUCUGCCAGUGUUUAGCUUGGCUAGAGUUAACUCCCCUGUUGGACAAGAUCUGUGAGUGUCUGAAAUAUUGUGUUAUUUAUUUCAUGUCAAAUGUGUAUACAUUUUUUUAUCAAUAUGAAUGUUUAUUGUAAUUUCAUGGGUAUUAAGUCAUCAUGCCGUUUAAAUUGUCAAAUUGUACUUAAGGUGUUUCCACACAAAUAGUUUAUAAGCACUGUUUUUGCAUAGAAAUCUUGCUGUUAAAUCCCUAAUUAUUAUUGUUCCAUACAAGCUGUUCCUCUAGUGAAUCUUUUCAACAUUUUUCCUCCUUCCCCAUUUUUUUUUUCUCAUUUUUUUUUUUUUUCGGUGAAGGAAUGCUUCUUAUACAUCUAGUCAUAGGGCAUGUGACAUUUCAUGUUCUCAUUUCAAGACCAGGUAUAGGUCAAUAUAAAGGACAAGUGCAUGGCUCUUUCCCACGAGUUCAUAUGAAGUCCUUUUUAGUUUGGCAAGAAACACUACGUUCAACCAUUAUCAGAUAGAUAAGCGUUGCAAUUUACAUGGAAAUGGGUUUUUAACACAAUUUUAAUAUGUACUACAAAUGUCAAAUUCAGAUCAGACCACUUUAACUUCACACUUUUCUAUAAGAAACAUAUAGUAUGUUUUUAUUUAUAAGUGCAAUAUUUUUUCUUGGACACGUUUUCGACCUCUUUAUCAUUGUUUUCGAUGCUUUUGUGUGAAAGGUUUCUAAAUUCUCAUCCCUAAAAUCUCCGAGGUUCAUAGGAAUAGUACCACCAUUGAACCCAGGAGACCUACUAAUGUAUUAAAACAGGGCCAGUGCUUUUUGGAGGUUAUACUUAAGGAAUUAAGGCCUUAAUCUGUCUGGUGGACCACUGUAUCUUGUUGAAUAGCUGUUUGUGUACAUGCCACAUUUAUGUCUGGUAAUAAACUUAAUAUGAAUAA